CAGCAGCCUCUGCCAGAUGAUGGAACUGCAUCAGCUUUAGAGCAUCUCUGUCUGAGCUUGGGCUUUCUGCUACAGGACCAGGGAACACAUUCUUAGUCUACAGCCAUAUAAAGCAUGGGGGAACCGCAGCAUCCCACUGUGCGAGGCUUUCCACUCCGAAUGGCAGUUUAUUCUUGCCAGCCCCUGUCCUGAAGCAUCCCUUCCCCCUAGAUCCCCUGGGGCGGGGGGAGCUACUCUAACUGCAGCUGGAGGCUACUGACUGGAAGGGGAGCAUUGAUCCCCUCUGGAAUUGGAAGAUUCCUGGAUUUGAGUUUUUCAGAAGUUGCUCCCACUUAUCACAUGGCAGAAAAAAAUCCUCCCCCAAUACAAGCCUCUGGCAUUGCUGAGGAUGGAUCUUGCCAGAACCAACAAGAAACAACUCUGCUUGCCACUCACCUGAAGAAAGUGGAAAACCAUAUCACUGACGCACGGCGCUUCUGUCAUCUCCCCAAACGUUCUGCUGUUGAUAUUGAAUUCAAAGACAUUUCUUACUCUGUGAGAGAAGGGCCAUGUUGGAGAAAGAGAGGAUAUAAGACUCUCUUGAAAUGUUUAUCCGGAAUGUUCUGCAGUCGAGAACUUAUUGGAAUUAUGGGACCAUCGGGAGCUGGAAAAUCUACCUUAAUGAAUAUUCUCGCUGGGUACAGGGAGAGCGGAAUGACAGGCCAAAUUCUAGUGAAUGGGAAGCAACGGGAACUACGAACAUUCCGGAAGAUGUCAUGUUAUAUUAUGCAGGAUGAUAUGCUUCAUCCCCACCUCACUGUCAAAGAGGCAAUGAUGGUUUCCACUAAUCUGAAACUCAAUGAGAAGAUGGAAGUAAAGAAAAAGUUGGUGAAUGAGAUUCUGACUGCAUUGGGUCUACUGGAUUGUUCUGGAACUCGCACUUUGUCUCUAUCUGGGGGCCAGCGCAAGCGUUUGGCUAUAGCGCUGGAACUUGUCAAUAAUCCACCAGUCAUGUUCUUUGAUGAACCCACUAGUGGUUUGGACAGUGCAUCCUGUUUCCAGGUGGUCUCUCUGCUGAAUUCUUUGGCACAGGGGGGGCGCACCAUUAUCUGCACCAUACACCAACCUAGCGCCAGACUCUUUGAGAUGUUCAAUAAGCUGUAUAUCCUCAGUCAAGGGCAGUGUAUAUACAGAGGGUCUGUAACUCACCUCAUUCCAUACCUGAAGGGUUUGGGACUGCACUGCCCAACCUACCACAAUCCUGCUGACUUCAUUAUUGAGCUGGCAUCAGGGGAAUAUGGAGACUUAAACCCUGUGUUAUUCCGGGCUGUAGAAGAUGGCUUAUGUCCAAUCACUCGAGACAAGAGUCAGCAAACCAAGCUAGAUCAGGAGCACUUUCCUAAUGAUGUCUCUGUACAUGUAGAGAGUCACACUUUUGCCACCAGCUCCCUAAACCAAUUUCGCAUCCUUUUCAAACGCACCUUCCUCUCUAUUCUGAGAGAUACGGUCCUGACUCAUCUGCGUUUCAUGUCUCACCUAUGUAUUGGGGUUUUGAUCGGGCUGCUGUACCUGCACAUUGGAGAUGAUGCCAGCAAAGUGUUCAAUAACACAGGCUUCCUGUUCUUCUCCAUGCUCUUUCUUAUGUUUGCAGCCCUCAUGCCUACUGUGCUGACUUUUCCCCUGGAGAUGUCUGUCUUUCUACGAGAGCAUCUGAAUUAUUGGUACAGCUUGAAGGCCUAUUAUCUGGCCAAGACCAUGGCAGAUGUUCCCUUUCAGAUUAUCUGCCCCGUGGCAUACUGUAGCAUUGUAUACUGGAUGACCAGUCAACCUCCUGAAGUUUCACGUUUCCUACUCUUCUCAGCUUUGGCAACUUCUACUGCCCUCGUGGCACAGUCAUUAGGCCUUCUCAUUGGUGUAGCAUCAAAUUCUUUGCAGGUUGCAACCUUCGUGGGACCAGUUACUGCAAUUCCAGUAUUGCUAUUCUCAGGCUUCUUUGUCAGCUUUAAAACUAUCCCAACAUACCUACAAUGGAGCUCCUACAUCUCAUAUGUCAGGUAUGGAUUUGAAGGAGUCAUCUUGGCAAUCUAUGGCAUGGAUCGUGCCCCUCUGCAAUGUCGUGAGUUAUCCUGCACUUUUCAGCUACCUCAACAGGUCCUGCAAGAGUUAGAUGUUGAGGAUGCCAAGCUAUAUGUGGACUUCUUAGUUUUGGGAGGCUUCUUUCUUGGACUUCGUCUCCUUGCUUAUCUAGUAUUACGCUAUAGGGUUAAAUCUGAGAGGUAAACAAUGGAAGAGGAAAACCUCACAAAUGAAUGAGUUUCCAAAAGUUUUCAUGGUCAGGUACAUCCAAAAUAUGGAUUAUAAAAUGUGCUGAUAGCAAAAACUCUCACAAUACAUUUACCAAUGCAUAGCUGGACAAAAGCCUCAUCCUCUUCUGGUCCUUUUUUUCUCUUGCUCCAUUGCCUCUACUUCUUCUAUCAGUGUCUUAAAUUUGCACAGAUACCACUUUUGCACAUAAUUUCUAUGUCUUUUUUGCUUCCACUUUUUUAUUAUUGCCAUUGUAUUCAUAUGUAUAUGAAUAGUAUUAUUUCCUGACUGUUAGUUGUGUUCUGUUUCUUCCUCCUCAACAGACAGGAAACUGAUUAUUUCAACAGUAUAAGCAAUCUGAAAACUAUUACUCCUUUAAGUCUUAUUCUGACAAUUUUUUGAAGAUCAUUGUUGAUGCACCAAGGAGGUUAAAAACAUUGUCCUCUCUCCAGAAUGGUUCUUCUAUUGGCUGUGCACUAAGAACAAUAAACUGCAUUCCACAGACACAGCCUUCUCUUGACCAGUCCUGCUAUGGCCAGUCGGUAUCUCUUAUCUUCCUCACUGGUUCAGGCUUCUCCAGAUGUAAACGUAUAUAUUCAUCUGCUGCUAAAAUAUUAUAGUCCUUCCCUGGAAUUUCUGUAGUAUUACCUAAGAAAAAAGUAGCACGUCGUCUGUUAUCCCUAUCCAUUGUAAAUGUAUGUGAAUUUGUUGGCUGAAUUAUUCUUGUUCAAAAAGAAAGUGGCCAUAUUUUAGUCUUGAAAAUUUGCCUGAAGUUUGAACUGCAUAUUGAAACCACAUGGCUGUCAUUUUGUUUUAGCAGAUGUGUGUUUAUGUCUUUUCUGUUGACUUAUUCUGAGUACUGCAAUUUUAUGGCUGUUAGAACCUUUCAACAUAAGUGGUAUCAUACAAAGAAAACACAUUCAUAGACAAUAUAUACAAGAUAUCAGUAUUACUUUUUUUGCUAGUGCACUGUGGUCAAUAUGAAGGAUCUGGGCAUUAAACAUGGCCAGAAAAUUGCAGAGAUUAAUCGCCAAGGAUAUAAUAUACUUGAGAUCAAAUGCUGGAGCAUUUCCUUCUUAAUACCCACAAGGUACAUUAUUCAAAUCACAUCCCAUGGAUGUGUUGGUAUAACAACUGUUAUUUCUCAGGCCUUAUUCCUAUAUGUAGGCCUAAAGAAUGUGAUGUUCAUUUGCCCACCUUCACUGCUUACUAGGCAAUUAUCAUACUACACUGUAUCAAUAAGAUCGUCUUGUGACUUUAAUAAAAUUCUACCUACAUACAUUACAUUGAAAAAUCAGCCUCCUUCAUCCAACAUUUUGCCAUAUUUGCAUUUUUAUUUAAAGGAACAGUUUGCCCUAAAAUUAACUUUUAACUUGAAGUCAAGGCGAUGUGUGUGUAUUGACUUUAUAAAGCCUCACUAAUUAAAUUUUUGAUAAAUAAGACCAUUAAUAUUAACAAGGUUACCUCAUAAUUUACAUGAUUAUAGAGCAAUAUAAAGUACAUGCUGCAAUAUGUGAGCAUAUAUAUAGGAAACAAUGCUGCUAAAAUGUCUUCCUUAAAAUAAUUUCUACUUCACUUAGCAUAACUGCUUGUUUUCACCCCAAUAAUGCAUGCAUAGUUAAUGCAAUUUCUGUUUCACAGAUAUUUGCAAUAUUAUUGCAACAUUACAUUACAUAGCAUUUUGAUUUGCUUUUAAAACUGACUCAGCUAAAGCAUCUUUAAAGGGUAAGGCAUUUUUUAGUAGCAGUAUGCACAAAAUGUCGCUGUCUUAAAUAUAUUGAUAAUGGGUUGAGUGCAGAGGACUCUUGUAUUCAGCUAAAGCAUCUGACACAUACUCCUCCUAAAAAUGAAUUGUCUGCUGCUUCUCCAAGAUGUGUGCAUAUAUAUAUCUCUGCUGUCUAUCUGUAAAAUAAAGCAUGUUCCUACAGAGUAGAAACUGUGUACCUAAAAAACAGAUUUUAUAGUGUUUUUGUGAGCACAUAGGUAUUCAGUGGGUUCAUGGAUUUCUUACUGAAUGAGAGUCUUGAUUUACAGCAAGCACAGAGCAUGACAAUCACUGUACUCACAUUCUAAGGUGCCCUUUACUGUUUAUUUAUUUGUCUAAAUACUAUUUUAUAUCAGACAUGAUCACAUAAUGCCAUGCAUGUAAGCUUGUAGAUUACUUCAUGUAUGUGCUCUAAAGACUACUUUGCCUAUAAGAAUAUACUUAAUGCAUGGUUGUUUCAGCACAGGAUAAUCCAUCAUGCACUUAUUCAAUAUUUUGUGUUUUUGUAUUAAACACAUCAAGGCCUGAAACAAGUCAUCAUAUGCAAACAAUGCCUAGGGGUUUCUUCGUUUCAUACUAUAGAGAAGAAACAUCAUUAACAGUUUCAUGUACAAUAUUAUAGGACACUGUAUAUUUUUAUGGAAUCUGGUAUUGCUAAUCUGCUUUGUUAGUUAUAAAGGGAGCCAUUUAUUUUAUUUAUUCAUUGCUGUAACAAUAUUUUAAUAAAAACAUAUGCUUCAUAAGACCCUUUUAAUUUUAA
Molecule: messenger RNA, 4808 nt
Organism: Xenopus laevis (African clawed frog)
Lineage: Eukaryota; Metazoa; Chordata; Amphibia; Anura; Pipidae
Gene: abcg4.S
Product: ATP-binding cassette sub-family G member 4-like
Exons: 15
Coding region: 340-2259 (639 amino acids)
Source: RefSeq, a predicted model, not a curated record